Messenger RNA from Danio aesculapii, 573 nucleotides. RefSeq names its product cytochrome P450 2J1-like. Lineage: Eukaryota; Metazoa; Chordata; Actinopteri; Cypriniformes; Danionidae. Gene Ontology annotation, biological process: xenobiotic metabolic process. The transcript has 4 exons. The annotation marks the transcript as partial. The record is from RefSeq and is a predicted model, not a curated record. Gene Ontology annotation, cellular component: intracellular membrane-bounded organelle; cytoplasm. Gene Ontology annotation, molecular function: heme binding; oxidoreductase activity, acting on paired donors, with incorporation or reduction of molecular oxygen, reduced flavin or flavoprotein as one donor, and incorporation of one atom of oxygen; iron ion binding.
CUCUUCUUGAUUCAAAACCCAGAUGUACAAGAGAGAUGUCAUGAGGAGACUGUUCAGGUUCUGGGUUACGACCGCUUGCCCAGCAUGGAUGACCGUGACAGACUACCGUACACACUCGCCACUGUUCACGAGAUUCAGCCAUGUGGAAACAUCACACCUGUUGGGUUGGUUCAUGAAACAAUUCAGCCCACAAAACUACAUGGAUACGACCUUCCUCAGGGAACUGUAGUCAUGGCAAACUACACUGCAAUUUUCAGCAAUAAGGAGCACUGGAAGCAUCCUGACACAUUUAACCCAGAGAAUUUCCUGGAUGAGAACGGAUGCUUCAGCAAGCCGGAGUCUUUCGUUCCCUUUUCACUAGGGCCAAGGUCCUGUCUGGGUGAGUCACUGGCGAGGACGGAGCUCUUGUUGUUCAUCACAUCACUCAUACAGAGGAUUAAUUUCUCCUCACCACCUGAUGCAAAGCCCAUAGACAUGGAUGGCAUUGUGGGUAUAGUCCGCUAUCCUCAAACCUUUAGCAUCAUCUGCGGCAGUAGAGACACCAAAAAGUGACCCGAAACAUAUCAAGCCAUC